Molecule: messenger RNA, 9008 nt
Organism: Anolis carolinensis (green anole)
Lineage: Eukaryota; Metazoa; Chordata; Lepidosauria; Squamata; Anolidae
Gene: zzz3
Product: zinc finger ZZ-type containing 3
Exons: 12
Coding region: 217-2928 (903 amino acids)
Molecular function (GO): zinc ion binding
Source: RefSeq, a predicted model, not a curated record
UAUGGGGAAGGGGAGGAAGCGGAAGGCGCGCCGCCUGCCGCCGCGAGGCGCUGUUUACUGGAGGGGAGGGGGGAUGGCGCUGACGUUGAGGCUUGGCUCCGAGAGAGAACAAGGAAGGAGCGCCUCGGCUCCGGCGGGCUGAGCUUUCCGUCUCUCAGCAACCAGGUUUCCGAAUGAGUGGAUCAUGAGGAACAUACUUUAGGGACUUGCCAUAGUAUGGCUGCUUCUCGAUCUACUCGUGUCACAAGAUCAACAGUGGGUUUAAAUGGUUUGGAUGAAAAUUUUUGUGGCCGAACUUUAAGAAAUCGUAGCAUCGCUCAUCCAGAGGAAGUUUCUUCUCUCCCACAAGUAAGAUCAAGAUCACCAAAGAAGAAACCAGAGUCGCUGCAGACACAGAAAGGAAACAACAGUGGGCGAACAAAUGAUGUGAAGCAGCAAAAUUCUAGAGAAUCAUGGGUAAGCCCUAGAAAGAGAGGACUUUCAACUUCAGAAAAGGAUGUUGUUGAGAAACAAACUCUGGAAAGUUGUGAAAAGAAACAAGUGGAAUCUGUCUCACCAGUUUUAAAGAGAAUUAAGCGUUGCCUGCGUUCAGAGACACAAAAUAGUUUGGAUGUGCUGCCCUCUAAAACUGGGAAAGAGCGAUUGGAACGCAAAAGCUCAGUUUCAGAAAAUGUUGUCGUCAGUCCAGGGCCUAAACGAUCUUGUCGAUGUCUUAUAUUGGAUGAUAGUGAUAAAAGGGAAGUUAAAAAGGUGAAUUCUUGUGCAGAACGAUUUAACAGUUCCUCCCUAUCAGAAGAAUUCUCAGGUUACCAGUCUGUCAAUGGGGUUGAUGGGAGAGAUUCAGAUGCUGUGAAGUGUGAUGACUGUCAACCUGAUGGGGGUACUACACAGAAAAGUACUGACACCUGUUCAUCAAAGGAAAAAAGUGUAACAGAAAAUGGAAACACAUUGGCUCAUUCAUCACUUUUUUUCAACAGAAGUAAAGAGGACAGUUUUGUAGACCACAGUGUGCCUUGCACAAAUUCACAAGAGCAGGUAACAUUGGAGGACCACAACAAAUUAAACAACCGUUUGCCUGGGGAAAUUGCUAAUCGGGCACAUGAGUCAGGUACGGGUAUAGGGUCCUUUUCUGAAAUCCAGUCAUCUCUAUUAAGGGAUUCUGAGGAAGAAGUAGAUGUGGUAGGGGAUUGCAGUGCCUCAAAGGAACAAUCUGAAAAUACCAACCACAACCUGGACAGUUGUCAUGACAGUGCAUCAGUCUCAGGUGAGCCUGAACCACCAGUUUUAGACUGUGUUACACCCCAGAUUUCAUCAGCAUCAGAAUCUCAAGAACACAGAUAUACACUAAGAACAUCACCAUGGAGAGUAUGUCCUGCAAAAGGUAGCCCUAUUAAACAUAACUCUCCAUGUAGAGAAAAUGGACAUAUUGAAGAGAACAAUCAUAAUGCCCCUGAAAAGAAUGUAGAAUCAAGUAUUACUGAUAUUAAUAGAUCUACCACAAACACCGAAAUAAUUCCAAAUGAAAAAGAGAGAGGUUGUGAUUCUGGGGACAAUAUAGAUGAAGGCUUAAAUAGACCACCCUCAGAGGCUAGAUUUGUUACUGGAUCGCUACCAUCUGCCAAAGAGAGUGCCAAUCUUCAUGCUGUAGAGGAUGAGGAGGAAGAACCUGAUGUGUAUUUCUUUGAAUCAGAUCAUAUGGCAUUGAAACACAACAAAGAUUAUCAGAGACUGUUACAGACGAUUGCGGUACUCGAGGCUCAGCGUACUCAAGCAGUGCAAGAUCUUGAGAGUUUAGGCAGACACCAGAGAGAAGCACUGAAAGAUCCCAUUGGAUUUGUGGAAAGUCUUCAAAAGAAGGUUGAUGUAGGGCUACCAAAUCCACAGAGAGUUGUCAAGCUGCCAGAAAUAUCGUGGGACCAUUAUACAACAAGUCUUGGAAAUUUUGAAAGAGAAUUCAAAAACCGAAAACGUAACAGCAGACGAGCUAAGCUUAUUUUUGAUAAAGGUUUACCUACAAGACCAAAAAGCCCAUUGGAUCCCAGAAAGGAUGGAGAACCUACUUCUUACUCUGUGUUGCCUUUUAGUGAUUGUCUAGAAGCAUCAGCAAAUAACCGUCCACAGCAGAUGAUAAGAGGGCGACUUUGUGAUGAGACCAAACCUGAAUCUUUUAACCAGCUGUGGACUGUAGAAGAACAGAAAAAACUUGAACUAUUGCUUUUGAAGUAUCCACCGGAAGAAAUAGAAUCACGGCGAUGGCAGAAAAUUGCUGAUGAACUCGGAAACAGAACUGCAAAGCAGGUUGCCAGCAGAGUGCAGAAAUAUUUCAUAAAACUGACUAAAGCUGGUAUUCCUGUUCCAGGCAGAACUCCAAACUUGUAUUUAUACUCCAAAAAGUCCUCAAAUAGGCGGCAACACCCCCUGAAUAAGCAUCUCUUCAAGCCUUCAACUUUCAUGACAUCACAUGAACCUCCUGUAUUUAUGGAUGAAGAUGAUGACAGAUCCAGUUUUCACAGUCACAUGGCCAAUGCAGCAGAGGAGGAACCGUCGGAUGAAGAAAGUAUUCCUGUAGCAUAUCGAGAAUUACCAGAAUAUAAAGAGCUGCUCACACUUAAAAAGCUGAAAAAGCAGAAGUUGCGGCAAAUACAUGCAGAAAGUGGCUUUGUACAGCACAUAGGCUUUAAGUGUGAUAACUGUGGAACUGAUCCCAUUCAAGGCAUUCGAUGGCAUUGUCAAGAUUGUCCUCCAGAAAUGUCUUUGGAUUUCUGUGAUUCUUGUUCUGACUGUCUGCACGAAACAGAAAUCCACAAGGAGAACCACCAUUUGGAGCCUGUGUACAGAGCAGAGAUGUUCUUAGAUAGAGACUAUUGCAUGUCCCAAGGCCCGAGUUAUAAUUAUCUUGAUCCCAACUACUUCCCUGCAAAUAGAUGACAUGGAAAGGCAACUUGCAGCCUGAAGCUUAGUAUCCUCUGAAAAAUCCAAGCGUGGUGACAUGGUCAUUGGUUUGCGCCCACAUUGGAAUGACAUUGACUUUCCCAGGAAUGUCAUCCGCAGCAUGAGAGCUUCCUAGGUGCCCUCAUCACCCUGUCGCUCUCUGACGUACUAUGAUAUGAGAUCACUGGACAGAGGUUGAACAUUCCUAGUGUGCAGGAAGCUUUAUUGGAAAGAUUUCAUUUUCACCAUGUUGGUUAUACUGUUUUUGAGAUGGUGAAUCUAGAGAGGAGUUGCAAAAGUGUGGCCAGAAGUGAAAGCACACAUUAAAGAUAGUUGAUUCCAAAGGCAAAAAGAGCUUGGCUAUUAUGAAAUGUGGAGGCGAUGAAGUACUUACCUUAAAGACAGUUUAGUAGUUGCAGUUUUGUUGUGAAAUAGUUUUCAGUACAGAAACUUGACUUCUUCAGGCAAAGUUUUAACCCAUGACAGUGUUUGCUUCUAGAAUAUACUUUCAAAACAAUCACUGUCCCUGUGAUGGUCACUCAUAGGCCUUGGAGCUGCUUGAUCCGGUUGAUGUUUCUUUACCUUAUUCUUUCUUUUACUCUUUUUUACCACAACAAAUCUUUAUUUACCAACAGUGAAGCACUACAGGAGGCAAUUGUGGCAUUGCUUCCUUAACCAGCUCAUGGUGUGUGAAUAUUAUAAAAUUGUCACGCAGAUAUAUUUUUAAAUGUAAUGUUAUAUAAGAUGACCAUGUGAUGUGUACAAAAAUAUGGUGAAAAGUGCCAGUGGUAGUAACUGUGUAAAGUCUCUAACACCCAACAUUAACUCCUAUAAAGUAAAAUACACAGCCUUCUGCCUCUGUAUUUGGAGUUGUUAUUGCAACUCAUCAAAGAAAACUGCCUAAUAUAAAUCAUAUAUGGUAAUAAUUUUUCCUCUUUUGUAGUAUGCACAAGAUCCAUGAAAGAUUGUAUUUUUAUUACUAUUUAAACAAGUAAUUAAAGUUUGCCUGAGCAGUGAGCAAGGGUUCACAUGCAUUCUUUUAUACUGCUAGAUUUUGUUGUGCAUCAUUUAAAACAUUUUGUAUGUUUCUUCUUAUCUGUGUAUACAGUAUGUUCUUAAAUAAUGUUCAUUUGUCAGGAGAACUGUGAGAAAUAAACUACGUGGAUACAGUCUGUUUAUAUAUAGAAUGCUUACUGUGACUUUUUUCAGAGGAGGUUUGAUGUUUGAAGCAGCGUUAAAAGUUGAGGAGACCAUUUAGCUCCUGUAUGAAAAGGAUAUUUGAUCCUCUUAAGAGGUUUCAGGGUAUUCUAGUAGUCAUUAUCCAGUUGUCUUACUCAGCCUCUUCCAGGAUAAUGCCCCAACAUUAUUAUAUUAACACAGCCACCCAGUUCAGAAUCCUGUGUUCAGUCUUAACUUGUAGAGAGAUCGUGUGUACAUCUACUAUUUUAUUCAAUUUGAUGGAGGAAGCAAAUUUGCCCAGCUAGGAGAAUGCUCACCCAGAAAGCCUUACUCCUUUGAAGUGAAUGGGGCUCCACAUCUGAGUGUCCAGAUCUUUAAGAAACCACUGGAUCAGAGCAGUUACGUUGAGGAUAUCAAGUAAGAUUUUAAUGUAACCUCUUUAUGGCCAAGAUGGCUGUAAAAAAACCCAUUUUUUACAGUCUUUUUCCCAUAAAAAAGAAAGAUAUUUGGUACAUUUUCUUAGUCUAAAAAGAACAAUGAUUGAAAAAGCUUUGUAAUACCUGCUAUAUAUUUUUAGCUGAUAUAUCAUUUUGACAUGUAUAACCUGUGAUUUAAAAAUGCUGAUUAUUUUAAUUGUAAUGGAUUUCCACUUGCUGAAACUGGGGAAAAAACUUGAAUUUUCAUAGUGACUUAGAAUAUGUGUUUAACUUAAAUUUUUGGCAGUAAUUAAAUAACAAAGAAUUGGCUGGUGCAUAUGAUAGCAGCAUUAAUUUCAGUUUAAUCACAGUGUUAAUUUUCACAGUAUUUGUUUAGGUGUAAUCACUUUGUUUAAAGAAGUUUCAGCAUUUUUUUAAUAUAUUGGGUAGAUGAUGCAGUACCGUUUCUAAUUGACUGAGCAGUAUAAUACAUCGUCUGUAAGCAUAUCUCAUUCUUUGAGAAAUCUAAUAAACCAAAAUAUAUAUAAUGCUCAAGAACACACCUGAUGUAUUUCAAUUUUCUCCUUAAUUGAGGAUGAGGGGGAAAAAGUACUCUUGCAAAUAUAAGAGAAUGUUCAUUUUUAUAUUAAUAACUUUUCAGUUCCACUGUGCCUCGGUUUUUUUCUACAUACAUUUAAUAACACUAUGUAACAAUUUGAAAAAAAAAUUCUGUUCCUGGUUUUAAAGUGUUAUUUCCUGUUUGAUUGUGUAGUACUUCCUUUGAAAGUGGUUGUUAUAUUCCAGAAACCUAUGUGGCUGAGGGUAGUACUAUUUCUUUCAGUCUAGGCACUUUGUAAUUUUCCUUAAUGAAAAUAUGCAGUUUUCAACCUUUCAAGAUGCAGACUGCAACAAAUUUUUUUUUGCAGUUUAAUAAAUGUUUUCCAUGUUUUUGUGAGAGAACCAAUUAGGAAAUGACAUUUAUAACCCAGGAACAAAAAUCAUGUUAUAUAGUGUAAUCAUUUUUGUUUCUCAUGUGGGCAGUGUCUCAAUUCCUUGCUGGAAUUAUUGUAGCAUUGAGGGGAGGAACUGGAUUUGUAUGUUUCUAGAUUUGUGCAGGUAGCUCCAUAAACAAGAUAUCCAGUUAGAUGUUGGGCCUACGCUAAUAUUGUCACCUCUCAUUGAUAUUUUAUUGGGACAAAUACAAGGAGCCCAUCCCAUUAUAAGGAAAAUCGUCUAGUUUCACCUCGUAUUGAACAGUUUGCUCUAUUCCUUGCAAAGGAAUCCAGUGCAUGCUUCAAGCCCCCAGGUAUGUGUAUCUUUUAAUUUGUGAAAAUGGGCAGCAGCAUCUACCAUGUACUGUGUGGAUCUCUACAGAAAUUUGGAAACCAGAUUUUAAGUGCUGUGGUACAGAUUGCACAUCUUAUGCUAUCUAGAAGUAACAAACUACACAUAUGUUUACACUGUCCUUGCGUGUUUAUCAUUAGAUUGCGAUAUAUUUUGAUACUGUAUCCAAGCAUUUAGCAGAACAAUUGUCAGCUUUAGAGCAGAGUGCAAACCAAAGUUUUUAAUAAGGAAUUCUUCAGUUAAUACUCUCAGUAUUUUGUAGUGACUUGUUUUUUAAGAUGCCUGGAUGAACCCAUAGAUGUUCCUGAUCUGUUUAUGAGGCCGUUAUGUUUCAGAAGUAAAAGUAUAGUCAAUAUCCAAACUGAAAGAACUUGAAACAAUUAGAACUCCAUAGGUCCUCACAGAUCAAAUCUCAUUUUACAGUAGGAAAUGCUAUUUUUAAAAGAAAUAGCAUUCUGCUUUGGCCAGACCCCACCUGUAAUGCUGUGUCCAAUUCUAGGCACCAUAGUUUAAAAGGGAUAUUAACAAGCUGGAAGGUGUCCAGAGGAUGGCAACUAAAACGGUCUGGAGGUCUGGAGACAAUGCCCCUAUGAGGACCUGGGGAUGUUUAGCCUGCAGAAGAGAAGGCUGAGAGAAGACAUGAUCACCAUGUUUAAAUAUUUGAAAGGAUGUCAUAAGGAAUAAUAAUAAUAAUUUUAUUCUUAUACCCUGCCCCAUCUCCACGAGGGGACUCAGGGCGGCUUACAUGGGACCAUGCCCAGGCAACAAACAAUAUACAUCUCCACAAUUAAACAAAUCAUAAACAGAUAAAAUCACAGGAAGAGAGAGCAGGUUCGUUUUCUGCUGCCCUGGAGACUAGAACUCGGAGGAAUGGGUUCAAAUUACAGCAAGGGAGAUUCUAAUUGAACAUUAUGAACUUCCUGGUUGUACAAGUGUGGUGAAAGCUCCUUCCUUGGAGGCUUUUAAACAGAGGCUGGAUGGAAAUCUGUCAGGCGUACUUUGAAUGUGCUUUUCCUGCAUGCAGGGGAUUGGACUAGUUAGCCCAUGUGGUCUCUUUCAACUCUUAUUACUCUAUGAAACUCCAUGUAAGACAAAUAUCCUGGUGAGGAUGUCACAUUUUAAAAAUCUUAUUGUUUAAAUUAUUUUAUUAGGCUUGAGACCAAAGCUGUGGAGAAAAAAAGACUCUUCAUGUCUGUUAUACAUUUUAUUUGUAUUACAUUUUCAUUACAAGAAAAAUAACUUGAAAAAUACAAAUCUGCUUGAAGUACUCAUUAAUGAUGCAACUGACAGAAGGAUCAAUCAUGCAAGCAGAAAUAGUGGAUGAUCCAGAAGAAAUGCAGCUCCUUCCUAUGGAUACAAUAUUCUUUAAACCUGCUAAUCAUCAUCAUACAGAAAAUCCCAAGUCUUUUAAUUGAUGUGUGAAAUCUGUACUGUCAUUUUGUACAAAGUGAGAAUAUUGACAAGUAACAAGCUGUGUGAGUGAUAGCUCCAUACACUUUAUCCUAGCAUAACUUUAUCCUAACUUACAUUCAAAUAAUGUAAGUUAAUUUAGAAUUAAAAAUUGAAAUUUACAAUUGCCCUGUUUAUGUUGGAUAUAUAAUAACCAUAUAAAUGGAGGGUCGCCUCCUGCCCUUCCGAGUGCUCAUUUCUUAGUUUCUCACCAUACAUAAUUUUACUAUCAUAAUAAAUACUGUUAUAAUUAACUUAAGUGUUUAUACAUCUUAAGUAUACCAGCAAUAUUUGGCACUGGAUAUUUUUAGCAGACAGUAUUAAUAUAUUUUAAUUGCAGAUGUUUUAAAAAUCAUCCUUUGCAUUAGUACAGAAACCAUUAGAACACACCUUGUCAAAAAACUGAUCCCAUAAACACAUUAGUUAACUAGUUCACAUUUAACUUUAUUUUAUAAAGUAUUUACACUACAUUUUCUGAGCAUUUUCAAAUUUCCACUAUAAUCAGCUGCAAUUCCAGUGCUGGUAUGUUACACCAAUAAGAUGGCAAAAACCCAUAAUUUUAAAACACUAAAGAAAGAACAAGCUUUAGUAACCUUAAAACCGAACUCUUUACGAAACAAGUAAAUACAUUGUUAUGUCAGUUCUCUUGACCAGGAUCUCAAUGCUUGACAGUAUAAUAUAUCAAGUAAUAGUUUAGUGCAAGGCAUGAUUUAUAUAAAUCGGAGCUGCUGUUUAUCAUGCUGCAUCUUAACCCGUGAAGUGCAAACGGUAUGAUAGACAAUCUACAGUACAAGUGUGCCAUUACUGUACCGUACAAGUUAUGGAGAUUUUUGCAAUGUUUACAACAUGCACUGAUCUUUCAAGGCAGCAGCUAUUGCUUCAAAUAGCAGGACCACUGGGAGUGCACAUCUCGGGGUGAGGAUUACAAUUACACAGUGUCCACUGAAAGGGGGGGUGCCAAUCCUUCUUUUUUCAGAAAAGCAUCAAUUGAAGUACAUACUUCAAGAAAAACUUCUUCUGGUGUUCCUUCUGCAUUUAUCUGUUUUAAGGAAAGAGAUGUUGUAUCACUAGCAACAUUAAUAGGGAAACCUUAUAAUCCAGCAAUCCCUUCUUCACUGUAAACCCAAGUGCCUACAGCAGCACUCUAGCCAAUGGCCAUACCAAGUGAAAAUUCGUUUUGGACUAUUGGAGCGUACCAAGUUGGGGAAAACAUUGACAUACAGGACUCAAGUCCAAACAGCCACUGAACAUUCAUUAGGAACCCCUCAAAGUUUACAAAAGGGAUAAAACAGUACAAUUAAGACUAAACAUACUCAGUAGUAAUUGGAUGUAUUGACAAAAAACAAAAAUUGGAGGAAUGGGGCACCAAGAAUAGAAUGAAGCAUUCUUUUUACAAAGACAAUACAAUUCAUGUUUUCUUGUAGGCCACAGAGUAGACGAACUUUAGGUAAAGUGAAUUUGAUUUGAGUAGUCUAAACUGGCAAGAAACUGAAGACACCAUUAAUGAAUCAAUCUUUUGAGUGUAGAACAUCAUAGUUGUUAAUGUUAAAUUCUGUUAUAUGACUAUAUGUCUGAUGUAUUUAUACAUGGUUAAUGUUUUAAUUUGUUGUAUGUUUCUUGUUGUAUUGGAAACCGCUCUGAGUCCCUCGAGAUAGGGCAGUAUAUAAAUAAAGAUUAUUAUUAUUAUUA